GUAAAGAGCCAAUGUGCUUGUACGGGUACCCGGACGGUAGUUGGGAGUUGACACUGCCGGAGGAGAUGGUGCCGCCAGGCCUGCCGGUGCCGACACGAGGCAUCAACCGCCGGCGAGAUUAUGUGAACCGUUCUGACUACCUGACACUCGUCGCCCACCACUCCGACUCGUGGCUCAUGGGCGUCACCUUUUUCUUGUCCACUCAUCUCGACGCCUACCAAAGGAUACGUUUAUUUGAUAUGGUAAACGAGAUGCGAACAGUCCAUGACGAAUUCUAUCUCUCUUACGGUCUUUCUUGGCUAUCAACAUUUGCGCGAUACAAUGCAAACAGGGAGUCGAGUGCACCAACUCAAGAGAAUGUGUCCAAUCCAGACGUAGUCUCCAUCACACAUGCUGAAGAGAACGUGCCAGCUGCUCAAGACUCGAUGCAAGUUUUGUCUGCUCCAAACAGGGACUCUAGGAAGCCUGCUAAAGACAAACAAAAGGAUAAUGAAGUUACUGACUUUUGCGGAUCUUGUAAUGCUCCGUAUCAUGCCAAUGCCUUUUGGAUUGGUUGUGACGGAUGUGACCAAUGGUUCCAUGGCAAAUGUGUGAACAUAACUGCCUCUGAAGCAAAAUAUAUCGAAGAAUACAAGUGUCCUGACUGCAUCCGCGAGGUGAUCGGAGAGUAGGAUAUAAUAUGUGCCCCAUUCCUUUAUUUUAGGGUAUGCAGUCACCCUUUGUAUGAAAAAUGAUUAACUAGAAAGGUAGUGAGAGAGGCAUUACAUUCUUUUCCCAUUCCGUUGGGAUAUAUUUAAGAAUUCAGUUUACAA
Molecule: messenger RNA, 812 nt
Organism: Triticum dicoccoides
Lineage: Eukaryota; Viridiplantae; Streptophyta; Magnoliopsida; Poales; Poaceae
Product: PHD finger protein ALFIN-LIKE 3-like
Exons: 2
Biological process (GO): regulation of DNA-templated transcription
Cellular component (GO): nucleus
Molecular function (GO): histone binding; transcription cis-regulatory region binding; transcription coregulator activity
Source: RefSeq, a predicted model, not a curated record